Marchantia polymorpha subsp. ruderalis is the source of this 1956-nucleotide messenger RNA. NCBI's taxonomy places the organism in Eukaryota, Viridiplantae, Streptophyta, Marchantiopsida, Marchantiales, Marchantiaceae. The record is from the annotation of a GenBank genome assembly.
ACUGUAGUACGUGUUGAGUGCAGGCUUUUGAGCAAUGAACCUUCUAUCUCUUCAAUCCUUUAUCAAGGCUAAGGGCACGAUCCGCAACAAUGCAGGCUGAAGUAUUUAAUGGUCUUUCCUUCCGAACAAUGCUCAAAGCCUGCAGGGACUGAGAAAUUUACGGAUCAUGGAACAGCUCGUAAUCCAGCAGGAGACUCCGAUCUGCAAUGGUCACACGGGAGCUUCUUCGACACCAGCACCAAGAGUGUGGCUGGUGGCUCUCCCUUUCAUCAGUCACGUCAUGUCCAUGACAAAUCUCGCCAGGCAGUUGGCGAGUGGUGGCAUCAGUGUAUCACUCUUUGUUUCUGAAGAUGAUCUUCGACGUUUGAAAACUGCUCGGAAAAAUUUGAUGGAAAACUGGGUAUUACAGGGUCUGGACAUUCAGCCGCGAAUCCUGGACGCAGGACCAUCAUCAUUAGCUGCUGGUGCUGGUGGAUCUGAACGAUUUGUCACUCUCUUUCACCGCUUUGAAGAAGCAUUCAAAGAGACCCUGAAGAAGGAGGCGCAAACUGAUUCGAGGCCUACUUGUGUGAUAGCAGAUUUCUGGAUGCCAGGAGCAAGGGAGGCGGCUAUAAAGCAUGACGUUCCUGCGUGGACAUUUUCUCCAUUCUCAGCAGCAUAUCUAGCUACAUGGGUGUACAUUAGACACCUCGAAUCAAAUGGAAUGUUCAAACUUCCUGACACCUUCAAAGACAAAAGAUGUGAGCAGGCGUUUAUCAGCUUACCAGGUUUCCCAAUUAUGAGACUCCAUGACCUGGGUGAACCUUUAUUCAAAGAUGAUCCCUUGUAUUCUUAUUCCAUCCGCAACGCAUCAACUAUGGAACAAUGUGAUGUUGUGCUUCUGAGCGGAUUUUUGGAGCUGGAACCUAGACAGACCCAAGAACUAAACAGGAUUCUGAAGGCUUACGCCCUGAUAAACGGCAGAAAGGCACCCGAAGUCUAUCAUGUCGGACCCAUAUUUCCUUUUCCGUCGAGAAAGAAUGGACUAGAAGCAGUCAAAUCCGGAGCAGCUGACGAAGUACACCCAAGCAUAACUUUUCUCGAUUCCCAACCUGCAUCGUCGGUUAUAUUUCUUGCAUUUGGAAGCGAUGUCAACCACACCGUGCAACAGAUCCAGGAGAUAGCUUAUGGACUUGAAAAUAGUCAGCAACCAUUCAUAUGCGUUCUGCACCUUCCAAAACGAGAGUCCGGCGUCCGAGCCGAUGACAUCUUUUCGGUCAUACCUGAAGACUGUCUGGCUCGAACCAAAGGCAGAGGUCUGUUCGUGCAGAGCUUUGCACCUCAGAUGGAAGUCCUGUCUCAUCCAUCAACCGGAGCUUUUAUAUCGCACUGUGGGCAGAAUUCAGUUCUGGAGGCCUUGGCCAGUGGAGUGCCUAUCCUAGCAUGGCCUUGCCUCUACGAUCAGUCCAUGAAUUGCAGAUUUCUGGUGGAGGAAGCACAGAUUGCCUUGGAAAUUUGUCCGGGCUUGUUGCAGGGUGGGGGGUAUGUGGAUAGGAAGCAGAUUGAGGCCAGCAUCCACACCCUGUUCCACACUAAAGAAGGCUCUGCACUGAGAAGGAGAGUGUCUGAGAUGAAACUGAAAGCAGAGGCUGCCAAAGGGCCAAAUGGAUCUUCGACCAAAAAUCUGCAUGCCGUUUGUGCAAAGCUCAAAGACUUAGCAAAAGCCCACCUGGAGAAUUGUUCUGCACUCAUCUCCUGAAUUAAUGUGCCUUCAUAUCUUGCAGCAUCAUGUGUCCCCUCUCCCAUAACAAGAAUUUUGUGAAUUAGUCUACAUACAUUUUGGUGCAAGGAUCAAAGACACUACGGUUGUCUAACGGGAUAGUACAGUCUAGCUUCAGUUGUAAGGAUCUUCUAGCAACAACUCCAUACGUGAGCUACUUAACUUAUUUUCAACUCAUCGGAUCGCAUUCAACAUGU